AACUAGACUGUCAAAAUUCGACGGCGAAGAAAACACCCAAUCCUUUACAAAAAUGCCCCGGAAGUGCCUCCGCCCUCAGUAAAGAUGGCGGUAGGCCCACAUAAGGGAGGCGGGGCUGCGCCUGCGCAACAAGUUCGGCGGGGAAGAUGGCGGAUGACAAGGAUUCUCUGCCCAAGCUUAAGGACCUGGCAUUUCUCAAGAACCAGCUGGAACGCCUGCAACAGCGAGUGGAAGACGAAGUCAACAGUGGUGUGGGCCAGGAUGGCUCGCUUUUGUCCUCCCCGUUCCUCAAAGGAUUCCUGGCUGGCUAUGUGGUGGCCAAACUGAGGGCAUCGGCAGUACUGGGCUUUGCAGUUGGCACCUGCACUGGCAUCUAUGCAGCUCAGGCAUAUGCUGUGCCCAACGUGGAGAAGACACUGAGGGACUACUUUCGGUCACUGCGCAAGGGGCCUGACUAGCUCUAGAUCCUAUGGGGGAAGCAGGAUGAACAGCUGGGGCCUACAGGUGGAGGCCUUUCAAACACAGACACACUAUCUGGCUUCCCCAGCUGUCAUAUACUUACUGUCUCCACCUGUCCUGCCACCUUCAUCUUAGCUUCUCUUCCUGCAGAGGGUGCACAGUGGCUUGUCGGACUGUAAUCUGGACUCCUUCCCUCCCCAGCUCCAUGAGACUGGACCCAAGACCAUGCUUCAUCAGC
Molecule: messenger RNA, 697 nt
Organism: Ictidomys tridecemlineatus (thirteen-lined ground squirrel)
Lineage: Eukaryota; Metazoa; Chordata; Mammalia; Rodentia; Sciuridae
Gene: Surmir
Product: SLC35A4 upstream open reading frame protein
Source: RefSeq, a predicted model, not a curated record